AUGAAGGGAAAUCCAGCUACACAACUGGGUUGUUGCCACAAGACCCAGGCCCAGGGGGGCACAUGGGGCUCCCCAAGCCAAGACUUUCAGCUCUGCCAAGGGGACCAGGUCCUCUCAGCCUGCAGACCACUUCCACAAGUGGAUGCUCAUGGCCCAUCCUAUAUAAACUGGCUGUUCUCCUUGCCACUGGCACCAGCCAGGUGUAACCUGCUGACUUGCUCCCAGAGCCUGGACCUAUACCUGUGCACCCUGCAGCCAGUAUCCCUGGGCACAGCCCCACAAGGUCUCAGAGAGGAUGUCUGGAGCAUGAAGCACCAGCCACCAAGGCUGCCUGGCAGCUCCGCUGAUGACAAGAAGCUCACAGCCAAAUAUUCACCGAGCAGGGACAAGAUGGGGAGCCAGGCAGAAAGAGCAGGCCAAGGGGCCACUUGCCCACUCUUCCCUUCUAACAACAGCACCUCCCCAACCCCCCAGCUAAAUAGAAAGAGCCCUAGCCCCUUGGCUUUCUGCCCUUGCCCUCCUCUUGUCCCCAUCUCUAAGGAGCAACCAUCUUUCCUCCACCCUUUCUAUCCUGGGCACCCACUUCUUCUGCCUCCACCUUACCUGUUCACCUAUGGGAUCCUACCUCCUGGUCAAUGUCCCUAUCUCUUCAUGCUGCCCCAAGACACCACCACAACUGCAUCCAGCUUGUUGAUGAGGGCCAAUGAGCCUAGGUAUCACAACACCUGGGGAGAGACCCUGCUUCUCUACCCAGGGGCCUUCCAAGCCUCUAGCCACACCCUGCCCUCCCAGGCUGGGGAGCAAUGCCCCAGAGCUGCCUGGGUCUCCCCAGGGCUAGGACGAGCUAGCCUGGUGUCUCCAGCAAAGCGGACCCCACCAGCCUCCCGGGCUGGCACUGAAGCACUUCCAUACCCGCUGAAGAAAAAAAAUGGCAAAAUCCUGUACGAGUGCAAUGUGUGCGGCAAGAGCUUUGGGCAACUCUCCAACCUCAAGGUCCACCUGCGUGUACACAGUGGGGAGCGUCCAUUCCAGUGUGUCCUGUGCCAGAAGAGCUUCACCCAGCUGGCCCACCUGCAGAAGCACCGCCUGGUGCACACUGGGGAGAGGCCCCACAUGUGCCUGAUGUGCCACAAGCGCUUCAGCAGCUCCAGCAACCUCAAGACCCACCUGCGCCUACAUUCAGGAACCCAGCCCUUCCAGCCUGGUGUCUGCCGGAGUCGCUUUGCCCAGCACAUUCACCUGAAGAUGCACCAUCGUCUGCAUGCCCCACAGCCCUGCGGACUAGCCCACACCCAUCUGCCCCUGGCCUCUCUCUCCUGCCUUACCCAGUGGCACCAAGGAGCACUUGAUCUUGUUGCAGUGCCUUCAGAGAAGCCGAAGGGCUGGGAUGUGGGCAAAGUCAAGGUGUCCUCUGUAUUGGGGAAUGCACGGGCAGCCAGCCUGAGCAGUGCGCCACUUAGCGCAGGUGCAGCUUUCCGGCUGCGCUCACUCGUUGCUCCCACCCCUCUCCCACCAAGCACCUUCAGAGGCUUGAAAGUGCAGAUGGAGCAGAGAGGCCUGGGCAACAUCAGAAUCAGGUCCCCGUCACCAGCCUGUGUGGGCGGGGCCGCUGUUUGCUCAGGGGGGCGGGCCGGAGGAGGCGCUUUGCCACCUGUGCAGCGGAUCCGGGUGGCCCCCACUGCCAAGUGUCCCGACAGCCCAAGCCCAGGUCUUGGCCUCGUCAUGACCAAGCGGCGCGGGGGCCUGGGGACCCGCCUGGCCCGCCUCCUGGCUGGACUUGGGGUCCGGAGAGAGCGCAGGGGGAAGGAGACCUCAGAGGAGGCCAGACACCGAGAUAGGCCCUGGGGCGGCCAGAGCUGCCCUGACCUUGCCCAGGGCCAGGGCAGCACCAGCGAUGUCAGGCUCAAGGUUCAAGUCCAGAGCCAGUCAGAAUGGGACCUUCGGGAUGGGAGUCGUGGUGGUUUCUGGAUUUGGAAUAGACCACACAUCUCAGGAAGAUCCACUCAGUCCCUGGGGCGCCUGCAGAGGCCAGCUGUGGGCAGUGCCUGUGACCUGGCCAGUCAUGCCUCCAUGGGAAAUGAGAGCCUGGCACCAGCAGUGGAGCCUGCUGGGGCCAAGCACCCCUCCUGCCCAGAGCCUGCUCCUCAAUGUUUGGAACAGGGAUCCCCAGGCUAUGCUAGCCAGCAGCCCUUCCCCACUGCACCAGAGGUCCCUCAGAAGCCUGAGACAUGCAACCUGGGAAACACACCCCUGCCACACUGCCCCAUAUCCUUCCCCAUAGCAGAAGGGGCAAAGUGCGAGUCUGACAACCCAGAGCCAGCCCCGAUCCAACAUAAACGUCCUUCCGCCAGGAAGACCCACUACCACAUUACUGUCACCCUGCAGGGGUGCAGGCAGGCACCUGGGGAGGAGGGCCAGGAACCGGCCAGACCAGCUUCCCACCCCUGCAGCCCUGAGGAAUCCAGGGGCUGGCAGGAACCUCCCCAGGGGCCCCGCCCCAUCACGGGGUGCCUGACAGCCCCACCCUGUGAGCCCUGGCUAAGAGCCCCACUGCAUCAGGGGAGUGUGGCCCAGCGGCAGGAGCUCCAGGCCCACCAGAAACCUGGGACCCCACACAGCUGGUGA
Messenger RNA from Castor canadensis (American beaver), 2625 nucleotides. It is a transcript of the gene Znf683, whose product is annotated as zinc finger protein 683. Gene Ontology annotation, molecular function: DNA-binding transcription factor activity; RNA polymerase II cis-regulatory region sequence-specific DNA binding. Lineage: Eukaryota; Metazoa; Chordata; Mammalia; Rodentia; Castoridae. The record is from RefSeq and is a predicted model, not a curated record. Gene Ontology annotation, cellular component: cytoplasm; nucleus. Gene Ontology annotation, biological process: cell fate commitment; regulation of transcription by RNA polymerase II.